This is a messenger RNA of Spinacia oleracea (spinach), 943 nucleotides long. Its product is annotated as 40S ribosomal protein S7. The transcript has 6 exons. Gene Ontology annotation, cellular component: small-subunit processome; cytosolic small ribosomal subunit; ribosome. NCBI's taxonomy places the organism in Eukaryota, Viridiplantae, Streptophyta, Magnoliopsida, Caryophyllales, Amaranthaceae. The record is from RefSeq and is a predicted model, not a curated record. Gene Ontology annotation, biological process: ribosomal small subunit biogenesis; rRNA processing; translation. The coding region runs from base 154 to 729 and encodes 191 amino acids. Gene Ontology annotation, molecular function: structural constituent of ribosome.
AAUGUCUCCCCAUCUCAUUCUCGGCCUCCUCUUUUAAACCCUACAAUUUCAGCUUCAACCCUUCUCUGUUCUUUUCUCAGUUGCAGCAGCUCUCUCUUCCUCGCGCUAGGGUUUUUAUCUCUCCUCCCGUCGAUCAAACUCUGCACUGUCAAGAUGUUUACUGCUUCGAGGAAGAUUCAAAAAGAAAGGGGUGUUGACCCAACUGACCUUGAGGAGAAUCUUGCUCAGGCAAUAUUUGAACUUGAGACCAACAACAAGGAUAUGGGAAAUGAGUUGAAGGAUCUGUUUAUCAACUCUGCUGCCCAGGUUGACAUUUCAAACAACAAGAAGGCUAUUGUUGUCCAUGUCCCAUACAGAUUGAGAAAAGCUUUCCGCAAAAUUCACAACCGUUUGGUCAGGGAGCUAGAGAAGAAGUUCAGUGGCAAGGAUGUUGUCUUCAUUGCCACCAGGAGGAUCGUGAGACCCCCAAAGAAGGGUUCCGCAGCCAAGCGUCCCAGAUCCCGUACUCUCACCUCAGUCCAUGAGAACAUUCUUGAGGAUCUUGUGCAGCCUGCUGAGAUUGUUGGCAAACGUUGCAGAUACCGUCUCGAUGGCUCCAAGAUCUUGAAGGUAUACUUGGAUCCCAAAGCCAAGAACGACACAGAGUACAAGCUAGAGACCUUUUCUGGUGUCUACAGGAAGCUUUGCGGGAAGGAUGUAGUUUUUGAAUACCCUGCUACAGAGGCUUAAGCUUGCAAUCUUGAUGUCAUCAGAAUUUUGUGUUUAUCAUUUUCAAACCUUGUCUAUUUGUUUCUUAAGAUAGUUCUCCAUUAAGUUUUGAGCUGCCAUGGAAUUAGGGAUAACAUUACAACUAUGAGAUUUAUCUUUUAUGCCAAAGAUUAUAAGUUUUUGGAAGUUGCUUGUAGAACCUUUUUGAAGUUAAAUUGCUGCAAUGUUCACUGAA